AUGCCCACUGGGAGGGACAUUCCUUCUGAAGAUGAGCCCACUGUGUUUGAGGAUGAAAAGGCUGCACACCCAUCUUCCCAAAGUCUGCAAAAAUCGAACGGCAGGAAGUCCCCAGUGCCAGCUGCGAAUGUCGCGCUCAAGGAGGACGAGCCAGCCGCAGACGGAAAUGGUGAGAUCAUCAUGAGCGUUUUUGCUUCCUAUUUUGCCUCCUGCUACACGAGCACAUCACCCUCCCAGAGUCCUGUGGGCAGCUCUCCCGCCCAGGUGCAGACUGACGAGUUCCCCGGGUCCUCCCCGAACAUGGCCGAGCCCCAGAAUCUUCCUGUAGAAGCGGUAUCUUCCCCAAAUGCAUUACAACACAUGGACACUAAGAUAGAAAAGGAGGAAAAAGCAGAAGAAAUACAACCCCCAGAUGGCCAGGUGGAGCAGGCGCUCAGUGACAGCUGUAAAGUCAUCGCCUUCUCAAAAGGCACAGAGAAGGACACGAGUGUUGACAAGAAGACCACCAACAUCAGUGCUGAGAAGAAGACCACGGUCCUGUGGUUUCUUAAUGGAGACGUGAAGAAGAUCCUUCCAGAUCAGAGAGUGAUAUAUCGUCACACGAGUGCUCAGACGAUGCACACGAUCUAUCCCAAUGGUUUGGAAGUGGUGCAGUUUCCUAACGGGCAGACAGAAAAAUUCUAUCCUGAUGGCUCAAAGGAAAUCAUGUUUCUGGAUGGGACAGUGAAACAUCUUAAAGACGGACAAGAAGAGAUUGUAUUUCCUGACGGGACAACUGUGAGUGUGGAAAGGAACGGCGACAAAACCAUUGUGUUCAGCAAUGGGCAGAGGGAAAUCCACACGGCCCAGUUCAAGAGGAGGGAAUACCCCGACGGCACCAGCAAGACUGUGUAUUGCAACGGCCACCAGGAGACCAAGUACGCCUCUGGUAGGGUUAGGAUCAAAGAUGAGACUGGAAACAUCAUCCUGGAAAAGAAGUAGACCAGCGCGCAAAACGCAAUAUUACGUGUGAAUUCCAACUGCAUUUUUUGCAAGAAUAGAAACAAAAAACUAAUAAUACAUUGAAUGCCCCAAAUAAUGGAGAGCCACACAAAAGUUUCAGAUUGCCCAAGACAUCUAGAAAUUGUAAGGGAAGAGACAUCCUACUUCCUGGGUUUCCUGGUUAGGGAAAGUGGUUAGAUCAACACUGGUCAGAGAACAGGAGGCUGAAAGAAUGACGUCCGGGACCCCCAGCAAGAUGGCUUCUUCUUUGCUCAUCUCAAGAACCAGCUCUGCCAUGUGAUGGGCCCAGGAGGGCGGAGGAUGAAGCCUGGUGCUCAGCAGGGCCAGCUCCUCGCGUCAGCUGAUUAACAGGCUCUGGGGUACUCUCACUCCGUGCAGUCUUGUCCUUAGCCCACUCCAGGCGUCCCUCACCCCUCCUGAAUGACGUGAGCUCAGCCUGGCUGGUCCCCUCCAUCGUCUUGCAGCACCGAUGCCCAUGACUUUGCUGGGCUGGACAGGAAGACAGUUCCAGCCACUGCAAGCCAACCCACGGGGAGCCUGCCCCAGGGUCAGGGUGACGUGGGUCUCAUGGCCCAUCGCUGCCUGGGCAAUAGGUCACCUCCUGAAAUUCUUGAUUUUUUUAAUCUCAAAGUGAAAGCAAUGACCACUUCUUUACUUCGUGUGCCAUUUUGCAGGCAGCUUAGAAGAUAAGAAGCAAAUUGGCAUUUAGUUGAUUUUCUCAUGAAAUGGAGAGUCCCCAGAACACAGGAAAGGAAUAAUUUCUUGAGAGGUCUUAGGGCAAGAUGUACAUUUCUGUAAAUUCUUUCCAUAUGUUCUCAGGUUUUUAUGUGACGCAAAUUAAAUAUCAUAUUUUAGUGCCAAUAAUUAUUUCAGUCCUAAAGGCUAUGGUGUGCACAUUAUUGUAGUCCUCAAUACUUCGGUAAUGUUAUUUAAAGUAAUUCAAGAAUAAU
Messenger RNA from Equus quagga, 1952 nucleotides. RefSeq names its product centromere protein J-like. Gene Ontology annotation, molecular function: tubulin binding. The record is from RefSeq and is a predicted model, not a curated record. The transcript is spliced from 8 exons. Bases 1 to 981 code for a protein of 326 amino acids. Gene Ontology annotation, cellular component: centriole; nucleus; centrosome. NCBI's taxonomy places the organism in Eukaryota, Metazoa, Chordata, Mammalia, Perissodactyla, Equidae. Gene Ontology annotation, biological process: cilium assembly; centriole elongation.